GCUGAUAUCACACAGUAUUUCUCUGUCACUGCCUUUUCCCAGACACGCAUUGGCCAGUUUCUUCACAGCACCAUGCCGAUCAAGGAGCAGCCUACCUGGAAAAUGCACUUUCUGUAAAUUGUUUUGUUUGUGCAUUUACCACUGAGGGGAAAAAAGGAACUCGGGCAGAAUCAAAGUUGGAGGAAGGACAGCCGAGCUUCCCUCUAGUCCAGUUCUCUCUGUCCAAAAGAUGUCAGCAUCCCCUGCCAGCACCCUAGGAAGGGGAACCAAAACCUCUAAAGCGUCAAAGGAUCAUAAAAAGCCUACACCAGCUGCACUCAAAGGCGCCAUCCAGCUGGGCAUCGGUUAUGCUGUGGGAAACCUCAGCUCGAAACCAGACAGAGAUGUUCUCAUGCAGGACUUUUCUGUGGUGGAGAGCGUCUUCCUGCCAAGUGAGGGUAGCAACCUGACCCCGGCACAUCACUUCCCAGAUUUCCGUCUGAAAACAUACGCCCCACUGGCUUUUCGCUACUUCAGAGAGCUCUUUGGCAUCAAACCGGACGACUAUCUGUACUCCAUAUGCAAUGAGCCGCUGAUAGAGCUGUCCAACCCCGGUGCUAGCAGUUCCUGGUUUUACCUCACCAGCGAUGAUGAGUUCAUCAUCAAGACAGUGCAGCCUAAAGAGGCAGAGUUCCUGCAGAAGCUGCUUCCUGGUUACUACAUGAAUCUCAAUCAGAACCCGAGGACGUUACUGCCCAAGUUCUACGGCCUCUACUGCAUCCAGUGUGGAGGCAUCACCGUUCGAGUGGUGGUCAUGAACAAUGUGCUGCCGCGAGCCAUGAAGAUGCACUACAAGUACGACCUGAAGGGAUCCUCGUACAAACGCCGUGCCUCACGCAAAGAGCGUUCCAAGCCCUCACCCACAUUCAAAGACCUGGACUUCCAGGACAUGCACGAGGGCCUGGUCUUUGACCCGGACACAUAUAGUGCCUUGAUGAAAACCUUGCAGAGGGACUGUCGGGUCCUGGAAAGCUUUAAGAUCAUGGACUACAGUCUCCUGCUGGGGAUUCACGUUCUGGAUAGGAAGCCGCUGAGCAGAGGAAGCAGAUGUGACAGCAGGAGAGGACAGAAAGUCCUCUACUCCACCGCCCUCGAGUCCAUCCAGGGGAAUGUCAAGGACCCAGAACCAGUGGCAGAUGAUGACACAUUGGGUGGAAUUCCUGCCAAACAUAAAGACGAGAGUCUGCUCAUCUUUUUAGGAAUUAUCGACAUUCUUCAGUCUUACAGGUUCGUUAAGAAGGUGGAACACUCCUGGAAGGCUCUUGUACAUGACGGGGACACAGUGUCAGUGCACAGGCCCAGUUUUUAUGCAGACAGAUUUCUGAAAUUCAUGGGCACGACUGUUUUCAAGAAGAGCCAUCCUUUAAGGGGAGCAUCUUCAAAAAGGAAGAAGAACUCUCUUUAUGCAAAGUCAGUCUCCCAGGAGAUUCUGUCACCGCUGAAGGAGAUGAAGGAGGAGAAGAAAGCCCAAAGCAUGGACAACCUGGAUGGAAACUUUUACAGUUCCUCCAAACAGCCGGAUCUUCUACCUGAGUCUGCCGUUUCUUUAAAACUGAGCGGAAAAGAGGAAGAAGACUAUGAAAACAGUGAAGACCGACGAGCCUCCAGUUCAACGAUUGCUCUGGACGAUCCACUGCCGUCCCUCAGCAGAAGCCAAUCUGACUCUGAACUGGAUGUCUACUUGUGAGGAGAAACAAGGUUAUUGCUCCUUUCCAACCACCUGCACUUGUGAACUUUGAAACACCAACCGCAGUCCAACAACAUGAAGGCAUCAGGACUUCAGCAAACAUGGCACAAACUACAAGAAGUAGCCUGUUCUUCUCAUUUUCUCCACUGUGAGCAUCACUAUGAUCCUUGUAGAAGCGUAAUGCAGUCACUCGAGAAAAAAAAAGUCCCGUGUUUCAAUCUCAGAAAAAAUCUGCUCUGUUUUUCCAAAAUAAUGAGAUGCCUCCUCCAUGAAUGUGGGAAUGUUCUUCCUGCUUACGCCGAGUAGGGCUUGUUACUUCUGCUGCCAGUUUUUAAUCCAUCUGUACUUCCAUUGACUCCCAAAUCUUCUAACAGCUUUUUACUUUUACUCUCUACACUUUAACCACUUUCUAUACUUUACAUUUAAUAAUCGUACUUUAGUUUUAAAACAUUUGAGGUGUGUUAUUAUUUCACUGUGCACCUUCCAGACAUCAUAGCAAUAUGAAUGUAUAUGUAGGGAAUGAUAACACAUAAAAGACAGUCCCACUGGUGUAUCUGUCAACUGAUUUGCAAGGUGUAGAGUUGAAAGAUGCAAAUACACACAAAAAAACCCCACACAUGCAGGGAAGAUGAGUGUGAAGCAAAGACAGAGAAAAGUACAGCUCGUGAUGUCAUCACAUGAAAUCAAGACACUGCUGUUAGCAUUGCACAAAAAUAGCUAGUGAAAAAAGAAAUACUUUUUAUUUUCGAGUCCAAACUUUUGACUGGUUCUAUAAAAAAUUAAACUGGACUAAUCUAAUUCAGGAAAACAGAGCAGUUUUUUUAUUACAUGUUUUUGGAAUUUCUAAGAUAAGUAUCCAAAUUAAUAAUUCAGAAAAAUAUUUUUAAUUUCAAGAAAAGUUAUAUAAGAAUUAUUGCAUGUACAUCUUGUUCAUUUAAAAAAAAAAAUGGCUGCAUUUGUUCUUGAAAAAAAGUGCAUUAGGCUCUGUUGUUCCUCUUUCUUUUAAUGUUAGGUGAAACUCGACUUUCCAAAUCAAUGGAAACACCUCUACAACUAGCAGAUAUGUUAAUGUGUUAAUGUGUAUUAGUAGCACUGAACUACUGUGCUGACGUGCAGUAAAACACUACAAAGCUGCUUCUUUGCCUGUUAUCGUUUACACUGCUGCUAGUAAAUCCUUGUGUUUCUUUGCUGAUAUUUCUGAUUUUCUGUAAAUGUUUAAAUUUCUCAGUGGCUGGUUCCAUGAGGAAGUAAACAUCAGCUCAUCAGCUUCAGAAAUAGAUCAGUGCUCGUUUGUCUUGUAUUUACGUAGAGCUAUGUUCAAAGAUCAUUCAGGUUUUUCAGAUGUAUGUGUGAAAAUCCACAUUAGUUGUUCAGUUCAGUUCAUUUUUUAUUUCAAACAUAUACAUUCACCAACAUAUCACAACACCAGUGUACAACAACAACAGCUGUUGUACAUUCACUCACAUUUGCAUGAGUAACGCCCUGUUUUAACCCCGAAGAACAUUACAAAAUUACAUGAUUAAAAAAUGAAUAAAAAGACAAAUUCAUUAGAUGAACUGAAUUUUCAGACAAACUUCCCAUUCAUAAUGACUACUUUGCAACAUACCACAAUAGCUUACUAAAAUUAGCACUCACGGAGCUGCUGGCAUGGCUCUUACACCUGUUUAAAUAUACAGAAGAUUUUCUGCUACGUAAGACUACGUAAGAUUUUCUUCUACGUCAUUUCACAAAGGUCAACUUUCAUGCUAUAAUGAUGUUUGAACACGUGACAAUUUAAAGGAAAGAACUGGACCCUUGCCCUCUGCAGUAAAGCAACACGGUCGGUGUUGUGGUUUCACUCCAUUUGUCACGAUGCUGUGGCUCUGGGUUAUCACCUCUGUCCUCUGAUGAAAUGUUUCUUUGCUAAUAAGAGUUCAAAGAAUGAUAAAAAGAGUGAACAUUUUGUGAAAUGUAUGACAUUGCCUUUCAAACCCAACUGAACACCUACUGUAGAAGAUUUUGUGUUUUAGUUUUAUCCCCUGUUGAUGGACUGGGGCUCUAACGCUUUGUGAACCUAAGUGCUUAAGAAGAUAACUGGAUGGUGGAUCCCUUCCACCAAAGUUUCUGAGACUACCCACCUUUUCUUUUUCUUCUAACAUUUCUUAAAAUCUAAAUCAAUACAAGAUGAUAUAAUAAUAAUAAUAAUAAUAAUAAUAAUGAUAAUAAUGAUAAUAAUAAUAAUAAUGUUGGUAAAACUAGACAAGGUGAUAUUCUGUUUAUAGUGUGUCAUACCUCAUUACACCCAUUUUAUCUACACUGGCGUUUCAUAAAACUAUAUCCUGUUACAAACUGUGUAGUCCUCUGUAGUAAAAAGACACCAUAGUGUGUCCCAUGUAUAUACUGUCUUCUUAUCUUCCACAUGCCUUAAAAACUUUAAAAAUCCGUGCUUUAAGAUGCUUUGUAGGCCUAUAAUUGUACUAUAGCAAUACUUUACACUUGUAUCA
Messenger RNA from Maylandia zebra (zebra mbuna), 4209 nucleotides. It is a transcript of the gene pip5k1ba, whose product is annotated as phosphatidylinositol-4-phosphate 5-kinase, type I, beta a. Gene Ontology annotation, cellular component: plasma membrane. The record is from RefSeq and is a predicted model, not a curated record. Gene Ontology annotation, biological process: phosphatidylinositol phosphate biosynthetic process. Gene Ontology annotation, molecular function: 1-phosphatidylinositol-4-phosphate 5-kinase activity. NCBI's taxonomy places the organism in Eukaryota, Metazoa, Chordata, Actinopteri, Cichliformes, Cichlidae.